GAGAGAGAGAGAGAGAGAGAGAGAGAGAGAGAGAGAGAGAGAGAGAAAGAGAGAGGGUGUGUAUGUGUGUGUGAGAGGGAGAAAGAGAGGGAGAGAGAAAGCCAGAGCCAGAGCCAGAGAGACGAGAAAGAUAAAGGAAAGACAGACGGAACGAUAGACUUGUGCGUAAAAAGUACUGGUGCCCCCUUCUUCUUCUUUUUCUUUCUCAAUUUCCAUCAGACAAAAACCCAAAACCGGCUGCUUGGAUGAACCAAAACCUAUCGAUCUGUCAGUACUACACCUGGAUUCACUGACCAGCCGCACAGCAGGCAUGUCCCGAAGGAAGCAGAGCAACCCCAGGCAGAUCAAACGUCCCUUGGAGGAUGGCCUGGAGGAAGAGGAGGAGGAGUGUGUCUCCGAAGAGAACGAGCUCUUAGCCAAAGACGAGUUCUCGGUGGAGGAGAACUUCACUGCCGAGUUUGAGACUGAGAACAUGAGCUGCGAAGACAUGGAGUACUUCUGCAACAAAGGAGAGGAAGAUGGCAACCGAGAAGCAGGAGAGUCGGAGAUGGACGGACAGGGCGAGAAGACCAGGCAUGCUGCAGUGGGGCCAGAUGAAUGGGAUGGUCCAAGAGAGCUGGAUGCCUUCCUUAAAGAUGGCGAGCGUCGGAUCCACAGUCGGCAGCAGCUCCCUGUGGGGACAACAUGGGGACCCUUUGAGGGGAAGAUUGAGAUGAGCACUGACAGCACUGCACUGACGAAGAGCACGGUCCCGGUGGUGCUGAGCGCCGGCCCCAGGUGGCUGCUGGAUGUGACUUGGCAGGGAGCGGAAGACAACAAAAACAACUGUGUGGUGUACAGCAAAGGUGGCCAACUGUGGUGCACCACCACCAAGAACAUGAUGGAGGGCGAGGAGCUGGUGGCGUUUGCUGUGGACUUUGACUCACGUCUGCAGGCAGUGAACCACAUGUCUCUGAGUGAGGGCAUGUACCCAGCCAGGCUGCUGGACAGCAUCCAGCUCCUGCCGCAGCAGGCCGCAAUGGCCUCCAUCCUGCCCACUGCCAUCGUCAACAAGGACAUCUUCCCCUGCAAGGCAUGCGGAAUCUGGUUUCGGAGCGAGAGGAACCUGCAGGCCCAUCUGAUGUACUAUUGCAGUGGGCGGCAGAGGGAGCCAGAGACAGUAGUGGAGGAGAACGACACUGGACCCCACCAGACCCCCAGUACCUGCCCUUUCCCACAGUGCAACAAGAGCUUCUCUGGAGCAAGGGCCCUGGAAAUGCACUUGAGCACCUCACACAGCGGUGUCAAAAUGGAAGAGAGCCUCCCUCCUGGCACCAGCUUGAAAUGCACAAUCUGUAACUACACGGCAGAUUCUCUUAUUACAUUCCAGCAUCACAUCAUGUCUCACCUGUCACAGGCGGCCUUCAGAUGCAAUCACUGCCAUAUCAGCUUCCAGAGCCACAGGGAACUCUUACAGCAUCAGGACUUACAUGGGCACGGCAGCAAACUUCACAGGGAAGGCGACGGCAGUGAGCAUUCCCCCAGGGGGCCUGAGGAAAGCCUCCAGCAGCAGCAGCAGCAGGCCCGCGCUGAGCUGGCCAACAGGAAGGAUGCUCUGCUGGGAAGUCCCAAAGGGGCCCUCAACAAGGAGACCAGCACAGACGGAGAGGCUGACAAGGCUGAGAAGAAGCCCAUGCUGUCGGUUCAGAAGGGAGAGUCGCACCCAGGCAGUAAAGCCAGUUUUUCUUACACUAGGAUCAAGUCUGAGCCCUCCAGCCCCCGGCUGGCCUCCUCCCCUGUGCAGCAUAACAUGCCUACAUUUCCCAUGGGCCCCUUCUUGUCUCAGUUUGCUUUCUCCCAAGACAUUUCAGUAGUCCCGCAGGCUUCUGAGAUUCUGGCUAAAAUGUCAGAGCUAGUUCACCGGAGGCUGCGCCAUGGAGGGAACAGCUACCCCCCUGUCAUCUACAGUCCUCUUAUGCCCAAAGGAGCCACCUGUUUCGAAUGCAAUAUCACCUUCAGCAACCUGGACAACUAUUUGGUCCACAAAAAGCACUACUGUAACAGUCGCUGGCAACACAUGGCAAAGUCUCCUGACUUCUCCGCCCUUUCAGAUAAGGUCCCUGAGGCAGUGAGUCCCAACAGUGGUCACAGUUCUGUUAGCAUGUUGGCCAGCUGCCACCCUGCAGAGGCCGACAGCCACCUCAUGCAGUCUGCUUGUCUGAACUCCAAUGUGUUGGACAUGAUCAAUGCUGGGGCUAAAGGGCCUGAUAAGGAUCUACCAGGACAGGUGAAGAAGGUGUCUACCCCGACUGGGGCUGAGGAGAGGCUGAAUGGCAAGCAGAUUGAGGGUAAAAGCCCCAGUACGGGUUUGGUGGAAAGUGACAAUGAUCCAACCAAGACAACCUGCGAUGCCUGCAAUAUCACCUUCAGUCGUCAUGAGACCUAUAUGGUCCACAAGCAGUACUACUGUGCCACUCGUCAUGAUCCCCCCAUGAAACGUAUGUCCACCAACAAGGUGCCCUCCAUGCAGAGAACCAUGAGGACCCGCAAGCGCAGGAAGAUGUACGAGAUGUGUCUCCCUGACCAGGACCACCAGAGGCCCCCUAUGGGUCAGCCGGGUUUCCUUGGAGUUCCUCCUAUGAACCCUUGUACAUCCCAGGAAGCUGUAGAGAACCUGGCUGACCGCUUCCACCCCCGCUGUGACAUCUUCCCAGGUAUGGUACCCAAACACCUGGAGGCCUCUCUGACUGUCACUAAACCAAUCCUGGCUCCCAAAUGCAAUACUGUGGAGCAGCAGGAGCUGGACGCUCCAAUUGAUCUCAGCAAAAAGUGUUCGCCAGUUCCUGACAAGACAUGUAGCUCUCCUAAAAGACUGUUGGACUAUCACGAAUGUGCAGUGUGCAAGAUAAGUUUUAACAAAGUGGAGAACUACCUGGCGCACAAACAGAACUUUUGCCCUGCAACAGCCGCCGCCGCUGCUGCUGCUGCUCAGCAGCAACAACAACAGCCACAGCAGCAGCAACAACACAAUGAGACUGGGAGCCUGGAGCCGACCAUGUUCCCAGAUGUGAAGAGUGAAGGCAAUAACAACCCUGAUGAUGUCUAUGAUAAGAGCCCAGGCAAAUGUGAGAAGAAUGGCAAUGGGAAGGUUAUGGUGCAGAAUGGAGGCAUGUUCCCCCCUCACCUGGGGCCUGUGCCGGCACUCAAGUCUUUUGCUGAGCCCCAGCUCAUCCCAUCAAAAGACGAGAACAAGAAUAUGUUUCUGCCCCACUGCCUUUAUCCCGGAGCAAUAAAGAAGGUGAAAGGUCCUGAGCAAAUAUCACCGUAUUUUGGGAUAAAGCCAACCGAUUACGUGACUGGGGGACCAGUGAUGCAGGGAGAGGCCAGCGAACAAGAGCAGAGCAUUAAUGGGGGAGGAGGAGGUGCAGGUGGAGGAGGAGGAGAGACAGGAACAACCAGAGAGCAGGCUCAGCAGCCUGCUGCUAAUGGCUGCCCACACCCUGGCAAGGAGCCCCUUCCCCUACUGCCCAAAAACCGGGGCAUGGUCAUUGUGAACGGGGGACACAAGCCUGAGGAGCGUUCAGGCACAGCUCCACCACAGCAGGAGAACCAGCCCCAGCCAGACAGCCAACCCCCCAAUCCCUCACCUACGUGGGCCACGGAGAACCAGGCCGACUCCAAUGAGAACAUGUCACCUUCCUCCAAGUCCCCGAACGAGGAGGCAGCACCCACAGCCAAUAAAGGCGUGAAUGGUUCUGGAAGUGGCAAGUACUGCCGCCUCUGUGAUAUCCAGUUCAACAACCUGUCAAACUUUAUUACCCAUAAGAAGUUUUACUGUUCAUCACAUGCUGCAGAGCAUGUAAAAUAAGUUAGAAGAAUAAGACAUGUUCUUCUCCUUCCCUCACCUUUUCCCCCCAACUUUUAACCUUUUUUCUCCUUUGUUUUGGUACACUGUUGUGUCUGGAAUAGUGCAUCACGCAGUGCUAAACGCUGCUUGUGGACAAUCAAGAGAAGCUUCUUCUUUCAUUGUUUUAAGACUUAAAAAUGCAAAACCAUUGGUUAAAAAAGAAAAAGAAAAGAAAAAUGAAUCAAGAAUAAUAUUGGUGCCACUUUCACAUUAAUUUAUUUUACAAUCAGUAUUAAUAGGAGUAGUGAUCUUAAUUUAAAUUCAAAAUGAAAUUUAUAUCAGAGUUGUUUGUAAUGUUAUUGUAUAGUCAUUCUUGUGUAGCACACAUAUUGUUUACACUGUAAUGUAGGCUCAAUGAAACAAUAGACAAUACAAAAAUGAGAUGCAUUUUAGACACAAAAAUAGCUACUGAGGCACUUGUGUAUUCUUAUUUGCUGUACCAGUUUCUGUAUAUGCCCAAAAUGUCACUUGCAGAUUGCUACUACUAAUGACUUGUUAGCCUUAAAAAACACCAUUUGGGUGUGAUAACCAGGCACAACCCUGCAUCUCACAUUUUGGCAUAUACACAUGGCUUUGCAUACAUAUGUGGCUGUUUGUCCCUGUCUCUUUUCUUCAACUCAGAUGUGGAUGUUUUCAUGAGGAUGGCAGCAUUCUUGUAUAGUACUCGUAUUUCUGUUUGAUGAUACACUUUGGUCUCCCUUUUUGCAAUUUGCUCUCAAUGCAAUACUUUGUAAAUGGGGGAACAUUACUGAAAGCAGUAUUAUGAAAUGGGGACUGUGCAUAUAAUUAUUUGUAACCCCAUAGGGAAAAAAAGAAGUUGUACAAGAAUUAAGUUUAUUGCUGAUGAACAAGAUGGGUGGGAGGUCAGUGGGGAUACUGAUGUAAAAUGAUCAUUCCAAUGUCCUGAUUAUGGGAGAAAAUGUUUCUUAAAACGUUGUUGCUAUGCAUGUAUAUGGAUGGAAUUAAAUUCCAGAUCUGUUGGAAAUUUUUAUUUUGAUGUGGUGUCAUAAUUAAACUUAAAUCCUCAGGAUAAACCAAUGCUGUCUGCUUCUUUCUUUCACAGUACUGUAUAUCAGUGAAAAAGCAGCUCAUGUUUGCCACAGUUGAAAUUAGAUGCAAAAGUACAUAAAGAUUUAUUGACAAAAA
Messenger RNA from Lates calcarifer (barramundi perch), 5032 nucleotides. It is a transcript of the gene zfpm2a, whose product is annotated as zinc finger protein, FOG family member 2a. The transcript is spliced from 8 exons. Gene Ontology annotation, molecular function: RNA polymerase II-specific DNA-binding transcription factor binding. Gene Ontology annotation, cellular component: nucleus. The record is from RefSeq and is a predicted model, not a curated record. Gene Ontology annotation, biological process: heart development; negative regulation of transcription by RNA polymerase II; cell differentiation. Bases 311 to 3847 code for a protein of 1178 amino acids. Lineage: Eukaryota; Metazoa; Chordata; Actinopteri; Centropomidae.